AACAGGUUGUAAGUUGUUAAAAGGAGUGCAUAUUUUUGUUGAAAAACACAAUUUUUAACUAAUUUAAACAGUUUUAAUUUUGUUUGAUCGGUGUAAAAAGUUACAUAAAUGUGUACGAAUUAUUGUAAACAGAAUACAGGUCAAGAUGAAAAAGAUAUGGUGUAUUUUAUGCAUUUGUGCAUGUCUCGGUUUUGUAUUUAAUGAUGAAAUAGAACAGAAAAUUGAUGGACUGAACACAGAACUAGCAAAGGAGUCUGACGAAAGGCUGUUGGUCUAUGCCACUUUAGAUGGUACCUUUGCGGCUUUAGAUAAACAAACAGGAAAAGUAUUAUGGAAAAUCAAGGACAAACCCAUAGUCCAAGUUCCAUUAGACACAUCAGAAGCUCUUGUACCGAUUUUUUUACCAGACCCCAGAGAUGGGUCCUUGUAUUUAAUGGGUAGUAGUAAAAAACCACUGAAAAAACUACCGUUUAAUAUACCCCAGUUAGUGCAUUCGUCACCAUGUAGGAGCUCUGAUGGCAUAUUAUAUACUGGAAAAAAGAAAGAUAUUUGGUACAAAUUAGACCCCAAAACUGGCAACAAGGAACAGAUUAUAGGAUGGGGUGAUAAUAGCCCCACAUGUCCAGUCGAAGUCAACAAUUUCGUGUAUAUAGGGCGUACCAAAUACACCAUAAUGAUGGUAGAUACAAAUACCCAUAAUAAAAAAUGGAAUGUAACAUUUUACGACUAUACAGCUGCCGAUAUGGGUAGCGAGGAACUGAAUAUUUAUGAUUUGGUACAUUUUGCUUCUACAUCAAGUGGUAAAAUACUAACGCUGGAUAGAAGAAGAGGUUCACUACUUUGGGAGGGUGAUCUUGGCAGUCCUGUUAUAGCCAUUUAUUUGUUAUCUUUGGAUGGGUUGAUUAAAGUACCAUUUACCAGCUUGUCAAAUCAUACCAUUCAUUAUUUGGCUAGUGAAAUUGAUUUUCAUAAUGGGCUGGUUGAUAAUCCCAAUCAUAUGAAACUAUAUCCAACUUUAUAUGUUGGAGAACACCAUCAUGGCCUCUACGCCAUUCCAUCCUUAGUAGAUCAAAACGUGGUCACUAUCACAGCCUCAGACGACGGGCCCCUUCUUCUAGGAGGCCCCCAUGCUCCAGAUCCCCCGCGUUUGUACCCCGAGUACCCCCUACCGGGCCACAACUACAAACUACCCAAGGAAGCCCAAGAAGGCAACUUUCAGAGCCUCUCCAACUUUGAAAAUCACAUCGUCAUCUAUACUGGUCACUAUAACGUGCCUAACUAUUCCCAGUCUGAUUUUUUGGGGCCAAAUAGGCCAGUAUCUGAGAUUAAGUUACUCACGGAUGCUAGUAAAGAGUUUUUUGACAAGUCCUUGAAGAGUAAUGUUGGUACUCAGACAGAGGAUGACAAGGAGACUGCCAGUGAACGUCAGAAAGUUAAAGAGGGGUAUUUUAGAGGUUAUUAUUUGGAUUUGAGGCACUGGAUCAAUCAUCAGGAGAACAAAGGAUUGAAGUUGAGCUUGAUUAUAAUGACUGGGAUGGUGUUUGGUAUGUUUUGGUAUCUUUUGAUGCAGGUUAGGGAAGUUCAGAACCUGUCCCAAAAUGGUUCCAGAGGCAGCCAACAGAGUUCAGUUGGUCGUAACGGAAACAUUACUGCUUUUUCAGAAGAAUUACCAGGUGGAUUGGUCAAAGUAGGCAAGAUUACCUUCCAUCCAGAACAGUUAUUAGGCAAAGGGUGCGAAGGAACAUUUGUUUACAGGGGUGAAUUUGAUAAUAGAAGGGUGGCAGUAAAACGACUCCUUCCCGAGUGUUUUACCUUCGCAGAUCGCGAGGUGGCGCUACUAAGGGAAAGUGACGCUCAUCCGCACGUCAUAAGGUACUACUGCAUGGAACAAGAUAGGAUGUUCCGAUAUAUCGCUUUGGAACUGUGCCAAGCAACAUUGUCUGAGUAUAUGCAAGGAGAUUGCGAUACUACGACUAUCAAGCCUUUAGAGAUAUUGGAGCAAGCUACUAUGGGAUUGGCACAUCUACAUUCAUUAGAUAUAGUUCAUCGAGAUAUAAAACCUCACAACGUUCUAAUAUCCGUUCCUAACUACAAAGGCGAAGUAAAAGCCAUGAUCUCCGAUUUCGGUUUAUGCAAAAAACUCCAAGUUGGAAGAGACUCAUUUUCACGUAGAUCUGGAGUCACCGGAACAGACGGCUGGAUUGCUCCAGAAAUGCUCACAGGAACGGGCAGAACAACUGCAUCUGUAGACUUAUUUUCGAUGGGUUGUCUAUAUUACUACGUCCUCUCCAAUGGUUCUCAUCCUUUUGGUGACGUUUUGAGACGUCAAGCCAAUAUUCUUAAUGGUACUUAUGAUUUGACUCGUCUGCGUGGUCAAGAUUGGGAGACUGAGUUGCAGAAAACCCUUUUGGAGGCGUUACUGUCUUCUGACCCUGAUGAAAGACCGACUUGUGAUGCGGUUUUGUCCCAUCCUAUUUUUUGGAAGAGCCAAAAGAUACUGUCAUUUUUUCAGGAUGUCAGUGACAGGGUUGAAAAAGCUGAACCUGAUGAUGAUGUGCUUUUGGAAUUGGAGGAUAAUGCUUCUCCAGUAGUUAAAUUGGAUUGGAGGGUGCAUAUUCACGAAGAGGUAGCCAAAGAUUUGAGAAAAUACAGAACAUAUAAGGGAACCAGUGUUAGAGACCUUUUGAGAGCUUUAAGAAAUAAGAAACAUCAUUUUCGAGAACUGACCAAAGAAGCUCAACAAUCGCUUGGGGAAACCCAGGAAGCUUUCGCUCAUUACUGGACCAGCAGAUUUCCUCUUCUUCUCGUCCACGCUUAUCUCACCAUGCAGUGCGUUUCUCACGAGAAUACAUUUCACAAUUACUAUCCCAAAUCCUACAAAUACUCUGUCUCGAAUUUCAAGAGACAAGCCUUAAUCUAUCUGGAUCAAAAUCCAGUAAUUUUACCUGAUGACGCGAAUUUAGAUCAUUUUGAAAGAAAGAAGGAGUUUUAUAGUGAGAAUAACGAAAACUAUCGAAGUUACAGUGCGAGAAAUAGUCCAAGGAAGAGGUAUAGUCCAGCUCAAGAAGCUAGCGGGGGACUCUAUAGAAAUUUAAACCAAAAACCGGUAGAUGUAAGUGAGGUUAAUAUUAGUUUUAAGGAAAACACUGAUAAGAGGUUUUACCCAAUGAGAAGGUCGAAUAAGAAGAAAAAGAAGGUGGAUGAGCCGUUGGUUUGGGCUAUAAAAGAUGACAAAUAAUGUCUGGAUUGUUUUUUAUACUGGUGGUAGAUCUCUGUAAGUAAAAGACUAAUUUCAAUAAUUUACCAAAAUAUUAAUAAAAGUCCAAAAUUAUUAGUAAGUUUGGAGAUUUGAAAAUGACUAAUCAUAUAUUGUGAGAAAAUGAAAUGAUUAAAAUAAAUUUAGUUUGAAGGGUCAAAGAAAAGAGACUAUAACAAAUUUUUCUCUUCGAGGUGGAAUAUCAAUAUACAGGGUGGUCCGAACUGUAUUCCGGAAAUUUCGGCAGCAUAUUCUGCAGAUAAAAUUAAGUAAA
Messenger RNA from Sitophilus oryzae (rice weevil), 3530 nucleotides. RefSeq names its product serine/threonine-protein kinase/endoribonuclease IRE1 (gene Ire1). The transcript has 13 exons. Gene Ontology annotation, molecular function: ATP binding; protein serine/threonine kinase activity; RNA endonuclease activity. The coding region runs from base 146 to 3238 and encodes 1030 amino acids. The record is from RefSeq and is a predicted model, not a curated record. Gene Ontology annotation, biological process: IRE1-mediated unfolded protein response; protein phosphorylation; mRNA processing. Gene Ontology annotation, cellular component: IRE1-TRAF2-ASK1 complex. NCBI's taxonomy places the organism in Eukaryota, Metazoa, Arthropoda, Insecta, Coleoptera, Curculionidae.